CCGACCGCCGGCCACGCGUGCUUUAUUGGACCUUCUCGCUGGAGCAACGUCGAGCCAAGCGCCCUGUCCACGACGGCCGCUUCUUUGGGUCGCUUGGCUAUUUUCGUCCCCUUCACGAUGUCGCCGUGCGCCGUCUCUGCCUUACCCUCCCGAUUGUCUCCCUGUUCUACUGCAGGGGUCCACAACACGGAGCGCUGGUCGCGAUGGUGCUGGUCAUCGGGGGGACUUCGCCUGUUGGAGACGGACUUGUCGCUGCGUCGCACGCUGCAGUGGCUGCACCGAAUCGAGGUCAAUCUCGUAUCUCUCCCUGUGUGUGCUCCCUCUAGCGAGUCCGGAUCUACUGAUCUCAUGCCUAUUGUACCCUCCCUCCUGGUCUUAGCGCUGACGCUGACGCUGACACCAAUCCGUGGAUCAUGUUGGGCGCAUCGUGUAUGAUGCCGGUCCGUUGGUGCUGUCGGCGAUGCUCAUGCGACCCAACGAUGAAUUUUAUGUGUUCCAUCGUCUCGCGCCAGAGCAGAUCCAAAUAUUUAUCUUUGCAUUCCGGCACCCGUUGAACGUGAUCU
Messenger RNA from Dissoconium aciculare CBS 342.82, 563 nucleotides. RefSeq lists its product as uncharacterized. Lineage: Eukaryota; Fungi; Ascomycota; Dothideomycetes; Mycosphaerellales; Dissoconiaceae. The record is from RefSeq and is a predicted model, not a curated record. The coding region runs from base 118 to 435 and encodes 105 amino acids. The transcript has a single exon.